Messenger RNA from Candidula unifasciata, 402 nucleotides. NCBI's taxonomy places the organism in Eukaryota, Metazoa, Mollusca, Gastropoda, Stylommatophora, Geomitridae. The record is from the annotation of a GenBank genome assembly.
AUGUAUCAGUUCCUGUUGCUCCUACUUCUGCCUGCCUUGGCCAUGGCCGGCUGCAAUAAGGAAAUCAUGAAAAUGUUCUUUGAAAGAGUUGAUGCAGAUGACAACCAAGCUGUGGAUCGAGCAGAAUCAGAUGCUUUCUUUAAGAUGUUGGAUACCAGUGAGGACAAGAUUCUUACCAUCCCAGAAAUCAAAGAAGUUGCCGAAAGGCUCGUCCCAGAACUGAAAGAUGAUGUAGAUGAUCUGUUUGACGUGGUCGAUGUGAACAGAGAUAAGGUUGUCACCCAAGAAGAUGUUGACGGCAUCUUUCUUAUUGCUGACAAAGACCGAAAUAAUGCCGUUUCUAAAGAAGAGUUUGACACGCUUUCAAAGUUGUAUUUAUUGCUGGAGUGCACAAUCGGAUGA